Molecule: messenger RNA, 815 nt
Organism: Brachypodium distachyon (stiff brome)
Lineage: Eukaryota; Viridiplantae; Streptophyta; Magnoliopsida; Poales; Poaceae
Product: probable NAD(P)H dehydrogenase subunit CRR3, chloroplastic
Exons: 2
Coding region: 81-545 (154 amino acids)
Biological process (GO): photosynthetic electron transport in photosystem I
Cellular component (GO): chloroplast thylakoid membrane; NAD(P)H dehydrogenase complex (plastoquinone)
Source: RefSeq, a predicted model, not a curated record
CUGGGAGCCUAACUAUUCCAGAAGCCAAAUAUCCCGUUGGGAAGUUCAGCUCCACACGUUCACACACUGCAAAACCCGGCAUGGCAAGCCACCUCGCCGCCGCCUGCGCCCCGCGUCUCGCCGUCGUGGCCUCCUCCUCCGCCGGGGGUCCCGUCCGCCGUAUCCGGCGCCGUUCACCGGGUUCUUCUUCUCAGCAAGCGCCCACGGGGGCUCCGACCCAGCCGUCCGUCGCGGAGGUGCGGCGCGCCAUCGGCGCCGCCGACGACCCGUCAGCCUCCGGAAGGGACAGGCAGUCCUCUUUCAUGGAUCUCCUCGCCUCCACGCCUAUCGGGCAGCCGGAGAGUGAUGCCGAGCGCCGAAUCCGCGAGGCCGCCGAGUGGGUCGUCGACAACACCGAGGCGCGCGCGCAGGAAGGGCAGAAGUCUAUAUUGGUGCUAUGCAUGAAGAUCUUUCCCUUGUGGCUGUUCCUCAUGCUUACUGCCCUUGGAGUUAUAAAGUUACCGUUUGAUAUUCCCGGUCUGGAUAUGGAUAAUCUCCUAAUGUAAGGUGUUCGUGUUCUUAGCUUUCUUCUCCCAUCUAUACAAGGCACCGACACUUGAAAGAAAUAGUGGUAGAUAUGAUCCACACUAUUGAAGUUACUACCGUUGUAACUUGUAAGAUACAAAUAAAUUGUAUAAUUGCUUCUCUUCUUCACCUUCUUACAGUGGGACAUAUGGAGUAACAUGUCAAUAUGUGUAUUAUUCCUCACUGGAAAUAAUGUAAAAUCGAUUUUCAUGAGGAGUGUUAUUUAUUUGAUGAGCAAAAUAACUGGUUAA